Messenger RNA from Archocentrus centrarchus (flier cichlid), 2573 nucleotides. RefSeq names its product heat shock protein 5 (gene hspa5). Gene Ontology annotation, molecular function: ATP binding; ATP-dependent protein folding chaperone. The transcript is spliced from 9 exons. Lineage: Eukaryota; Metazoa; Chordata; Actinopteri; Cichliformes; Cichlidae. The record is from RefSeq and is a predicted model, not a curated record. The coding region runs from base 193 to 2154 and encodes 653 amino acids.
AGUGACGGCUUAUAUAUGGAGAGAGUACUGUUCAUCCAGCAUUAUUUCACAGAAGCGAGGAUUUGAAAUAGACAAAAGGGAUACAGUUUGCUUCAAGCAAUUCGUACCGGUAGCGGCACCGCAAAGGCUGUUAAUUCAUUCAUUAUACUUCUAUAAAGCUCUUCUCGUAGAUUUGAGUACAAACACGCAAAGAUGAAACUGUUGUGGUUUGUGAUGCUGCUGGUCGGCACCGUGUUUGCCGCCGACGAUGACGACAAGAGGGAGAACGUGGGGACUGUGGUAGGGAUUGACCUGGGGACCACCUACUCAUGUGUUGGCGUGUUCAAGAAUGGACGUGUGGAGAUCAUUGCUAAUGACCAGGGAAACCGAAUCACCCCCUCUUAUGUGGCCUUCACCAGUGAAGGUGAGCGUCUGAUUGGUGAUGCUGCCAAGAAUCAGCUGACCUCUAACCCUGAGAACACCAUCUUUGAUGCCAAGAGGUUGAUUGGCCGCACUUGGGGUGACCCCUCUGUGCAGCAGGAUGUCAAGUACCUGCCCUUCAAGGUUACCGAGAAGAAGAGCAAGCCCCAUAUCCAGGUUGACAUUGGUGGUGGCCAGCUCAAGACCUUUGCUCCAGAGGAGGUCUCUGCUAUGGUGCUGACUAAGAUGAAGGAGACUGCUGAGGCUUACCUGGGCAAGAAGGUCACACAUGCUGUGGUCACUGUCCCUGCCUACUUCAAUGAUGCCCAGCGCCAAGCCACUAAGGAUGCUGGUACCAUUGCUGGUCUGAAUGUUAUGCGAAUCAUCAAUGAACCAACUGCUGCUGCCAUUGCUUAUGGCCUGGACAAGAGGGAUGGAGAGAAGAACAUUCUUGUGUUCGAUCUGGGUGGUGGCACCUUUGAUGUCUCUCUCCUGACCAUUGACAAUGGUGUGUUUGAAGUGGUGGCCACCAACGGUGACACUCAUCUGGGAGGCGAGGAUUUUGACCAGCGUGUCAUGGAGCACUUCAUCAAGCUGUACAAGAAGAAGACUGGCAAAGAUGUUCGCAAAGACAACCGUGCCGUGCAGAAGCUGCGUCGUGAGGUCGAGAAGGCCAAGAGGGCCCUGUCUGCCCAGCACCAGGCCCGCAUUGAGAUCGAGUCCUUCUUUGAGGGAGAAGACUUCUCUGAGACCCUGACUCGUGCCAAGUUUGAGGAGCUGAACAUGGACCUGUUCCGUUCCACCAUGAAGCCUGUACAGAAGGUGCUGGAAGAUGCUGACUUGAAGAAGUCUGAUAUUGAUGAGAUUGUCCUGGUUGGGGGCUCAACCCGUAUUCCCAAAAUCCAGCAGCUGGUGAAGGAGUUCUUCAAUGGCAAAGAGCCAUCUAGGGGCAUCAACCCUGAUGAGGCUGUGGCAUACGGAGCUGCUGUGCAGGCUGGCGUGCUUUCUGGAGAAGAGGACACUGGUGAUGUGGUUCUUCUGGAUGUUUGCCCCCUGACCCUUGGUAUUGAGACUGUUGGAGGAGUAAUGACCAAGCUGAUCCCCAGGAACACUGUGGUGCCCACCAAGAAAGCUCAGAUCUUUUCUACUGCUUCUGAUAAUCAGCCUACUGUCACCAUCAAAGUCUAUGAAGGUGAGCGUCCUUUGACAAAAGACAACCAUCUCCUGGGCACCUUCGACCUGACUGGCAUCCCCCCUGCUCCUCGUGGUGUACCGCAAAUUGAAGUCACCUUUGAGAUCGACGUCAACGGUAUUCUGCGUGUCACUGCUGAGGACAAGGGCACCGGUAACAAGAACAAAAUCACCAUCACAAACGACCAGAACCGCCUAACACCUGAGGACAUCGAACGCAUGGUGAACGACGCCGAACGUUUCGCUGAUGAAGACAAGAAGCUGAAGGAGAGGAUUGACGCUCGCAAUGAGUUGGAGAGCUACGCCUACUCUCUGAAGAACCAGAUCGGUGACAAGGAGAAGCUUGGUGGCAAGCUGUCAGAUGAUGAUAAGGAAUCCAUUGAGAAGGCAGUGGAGGAGAAGAUUGAGUGGUUGGAGUCCCACCAAGAUGCUGACCUGGAAGACUUCCAGGCCAAGAAGAAGGAGCUCGAGGAGGUGGUUCAGCCCAUUAUCAGCAAGCUCUACGGUAGUGCAGGUGGUUCACCACCUGAGGGCGGUGAGCAAGAGGAGAAGGAUGAGUUGUAGGCAGGUUUGAAGUCUUGUCGCUCCUUACCCCGAUGGCAUCUUGGUGUACAUAGUGGACUGAUGGGACUCAAGUUGUGAGAGGAGUGGUAGGGAAGGGGCUGACAAUAAGUGACCAUACUGAAGUUCCUGAAAGACUAAAAUAAGUUUCAGUGUGUGAGACGUAUUCUCUUCGCUGGAAGGCGGAGAUAUUUGUCAGCCUGAAUAUGAGGCUUGUUGCUGCUGUUCUCAGGCAGUCCUGAUGGGGUUCUGUGAAUGGGAGGGGUUUAGUGGGUGGGGGGGAGGGUGUCUGUGGGUACAUUGAAUAUAGUGUCUGCGGGAUUAAGGGCUCUUUAUGUUCACAGGCAGUGCUAAAAUUUAUUUAUUGAAUCUGGUCAUUGUACAUCUGGAAAAGCAUCAAAAUAAAUGUUUGAUAGAAACUG